Molecule: messenger RNA, 646 nt
Organism: Daphnia carinata
Lineage: Eukaryota; Metazoa; Arthropoda; Branchiopoda; Diplostraca; Daphniidae
Product: larval cuticle protein 2-like
Exons: 3
Coding region: 50-604 (184 amino acids)
Cellular component (GO): chitin-based extracellular matrix
Molecular function (GO): structural constituent of chitin-based larval cuticle
Source: RefSeq, a predicted model, not a curated record
AAUGGAGAACCAUAUCCAUCAGUUGUUCAUCAAAUCAACCUAGUACAACAUGAAACUCUUUGUCCUCGCCGCUUUCUUGGCCGUCGCUGCCGCUGUUCCAUCCAGCUACAAGCCGGAAUACAAGGCGCCCAGCUACCCAGCUCCGAGCUACCCAGCACCAAAGUACCCCGCACCAGCCUACUCCGCACCAGCCUACAACAAGGAUAACAAAUACGCUGACAUCACCGUCACCAGCCAAUCUGAUGAGCGCAACAUCGAUGGCAGCAGCCAGUGGAGCUAUGCCCAGUCUGACUACACCACCCGCGAAGAGUCCCAGGCCCAGAAGAAGAUGCAAGGAGUCACCUACGAUUCUUAUGGAAAAGAAUCCUACGGUGAAGUCCUUGGCAACACUAACAAAGGAUCAUCCUACUGGAUCUCCCCCGAAGGCGAGAAAUUCACUUUGACCUGGGCUGCUGAUGAGGCUGGUUUCGCCCCUAAGGGUGAACACUUGCCCGUUGCUCCCGUCCAUGUCUACGAACUCCCAGUCGCUCCCGUCCAUGAAUAUGAGCUCCCAGUUGCUCCCGUUCACAUCCCCUUCAACGGAAAGGGUUAUAAGAUCUAUUAGAAUUCCCGACACAUGAUUGAAUAUUUAAAAACAUGUCCUAUA